This is a messenger RNA of Anolis sagrei ordinatus, 1206 nucleotides long. Its product is annotated as collagenase 3-like. Gene Ontology annotation, molecular function: metalloendopeptidase activity; zinc ion binding. Gene Ontology annotation, cellular component: extracellular matrix. NCBI's taxonomy places the organism in Eukaryota, Metazoa, Chordata, Lepidosauria, Squamata, Anolidae. The record is from RefSeq and is a predicted model, not a curated record. Gene Ontology annotation, biological process: collagen catabolic process; extracellular matrix organization; proteolysis.
AAGAAUUUCUCCUUCAUUAGUUAAUACAGAAGGAACUCUUCAAGAAGACCCACGAUGAAGUACCUCCUAACUUGCAUGACACUUCUCCUGCCUUACAGCUUUGCUCUCCCAAUAACUUCCUAUUAUUCAGAACCAAGUACUGAGCGCCUGAAGUUGGUGGAGGCUUACCUUGACAAGUUUUUUCCAUCAGCUCAUAAAACUUCCCACAGAAGUAUUGAAGAACGACUGAGAGAAAUGCAAAAGUACUUCCAUUUGAGAGUCACGGGGAAAAUGGAUGACGGAACAAUGGAGGUCAUGAAUAAACCUCGGUGUGGGUUACCAGAUGUCUCGGAAUUCCGGAAAGGUGCAGUAAGAUGGGGAAAAAAUGUACUGACUUACAGGAUUAAUAACUAUACCCCAGAUAUGGACCCCGCUAAAGUACGUGAGGUGAUCGCAAAAGCUUUCAAGGUAUGGAGUGACGUAACACCGUUGCAGUUCAGGAGCACAAGAAGACCUGCUGAUAUUGAAAUCUCAUUUGCACAUGGUGAACAUGGAGACUUCAACCCUUUUGAUGGAAGAGGAGGAGUUUUGGCACAUGCUUACUUUCCUGGAACAGGCAUUGGAGGAGAUGCUCAUUUUGAUGAAGGUGAACGUUGGUCAGAAUUCAACAGAGAUACCAACCUGUUCCUUGUUGCUGCACAUGAAUUUGGCCAUUCCUUGGGAUUAGAACAUUCAAACGUCCGUGGGGCCCUAAUGUUCCCUUCUUAUUCCUUCACAAACCCAAAUACUUACCGUCUUCCAUAUGAUGAUGUGCAACGGAUCCAAAGAUUAUAUGGAAAGGGAAAAUGAAGAAGAACCUUUGAAGAGUCUGAUUAUGUCACUGAGCAGCUAUGAUGUGUUUAUAUUUUGUUGCAGUAAUAUCUAUUUUAGAAGGCAGAAAACUUCAUUUUUCAGAAUAAAUCAAAAUGCAAAAUUCAAAUUAUUCUUUUCUCCGUGUGUCCUUUACUGAUGUAAUCAUACAGAGCCUUAUAGGGGACAGCUAUAGAUUUGCUUAACUUGAUAGCAUACAACACAAGUAUAUAGUGAAAAGACCAAGGCAGAGACAUCUCCAGCUCAUCCCCUGUUUAGGUAUCAGCCAGCACAUCAACGAUUUAAAUCAAGAAAUAGUUUUCUAAGAUCUACAGAGACACUCGCUGGAACACCCCAGCAAGCGAGAGUCCAAAAGUG